AGUCGCACAGUAGUGGCUUUUCCGAGAGGGGGCGUCUCUGCUAAAGAGGUGCGGCGUACCCUUCUGCUCAGAAGUCACUUCAAGUGGUCAUCUCGCGCAGUGGGACUUGGGUGCAUUGUCCAGAAGAUGUCUUGUUGUCGAUGAUGCUGUUGAGGAUCUUGAAAAAAUGAAUUACACCAAUUAUUUACUAUGUCACAUUACGGAACGCCCUACAUUCCUUCAGUAUAUUAAUGCUACACCCAAACUGUCAAAUAAAACUACAAUGGCCCCACUUUUUUCAUUAUUAGAAGUGCUUCCUUUUGAGUGUGUACUAGAG
Messenger RNA from Amoebophrya sp. A25, 316 nucleotides. The record is from the annotation of a GenBank genome assembly. Lineage: Eukaryota; Dinophyceae; Syndiniales; Amoebophryaceae.